AUGGCUUGGUUUUUCGUUUUUCUUAUUUGUACGGCAGUAUUCGUGGAGGGAAGACCACGACACCAUAAGCACAAGAAAGGUUUGUAGAACGGCGUUGAAAUUUUCUAUUCUAGAGGUUUCCAUGGGCUGUUUACUUGGACAAUUUUUUUUUUCAUAAUAACCAUAUCAGCCCGUCCAACGGUUUAACUCAUUUGGCGACUGGUUUUUUUUUCUUUCUUUCUGUUUGUGACGGAUUUUUAAGCCACGACAUUCCGUCUCCGGGUUGUCACUUCCUAAAUAAAAACGAAUCGCAUUUCUAAUUACCUAAGAGGUCGCAAAUAGGAAUAACCUGAAAUACUGAGCCGUAAAGUGUCGUCGACAUUUAAGGCAAAGCGCAAAUCAUUCAAUAUUGUUCAUGCUUUAACACAUUCUGAAGCUGAAUACGAUUGUCAACAAACCGUUCCGAUAAACUAGAGUGCAUUUAAGUGCAGAAACUAAAGCCAUUGUUCUUCUAAUUAAAUCGUUUGUUUAGUGACGUUACCAUUGUCGAAGCUUUUGUUUUUAAUGUGUCGAUUAAAGUUAAUUGUGGUUUGGAUGUCGAUGUUUUCAUUAUCACUAAAUGAAGGGGACACAAAGAUUCGCGGCAGCGACUAGGUUAUUUAACAUCGAAGGUUGAGAUAAUGGCGCUCGCGCACAUUAAUCUUUUUUAUCUAUCUUUAUGUGUUACAAGUCAAAAUUUCUUUUCCGCGCACAGAAAUCGUAAAAGAUUAUGGAGCUCAACAGGCCGUUAACAUCUACAAAAGAGAUUUAACAGCGUACAAAAAGGAAGUAGAUUGGACUUUUGUCAAUCACAGGCACUUUUAACAAGCUCUUAACCUUUCGUAGGUGUUUCUUAAGCAAAUAACAAAGGUUCUCUGGAAGGUGGCGGCACUCUGAGAAGAAAAAUGUCCGGCCAGAAUAAAAAGAGAGCAAAAAAACUGAAUGAUACCAUUAUUUCCAAGUUAAAUCACAUUUUGUGUGAAAAUACAAAAUAGAAACGAAAAUAGAGUUAAUCGUCUACUGAUCCAUUUCGCUAAGGAGUAACACCUGUCUGUUCGCUAAUAAAAUUUUAACAACAUAAAAGUGUCUGCCCUCCUUCACUGUCACCUCUCUAUAUUUUAAAAAUUUGAGAAAUUGUCGCCCAAGUUUGAGACAUAGACACAUGCAAAAGUGAUCUCAAAUGCGGUGGUGUUUCCGGUCAAUGCACAAACACUGUCCAGACAAUCGUCAUGAAUGGAGACAACUAGAGCAUAAAACACGCAUUUAGACACUUACACGUACUAAGAAAAGGGUUUGGAGAAUAUGAAAGAAGAAGUGUUAAAUUAAAAGGACAGACAAAAUGAUUUCUCUCGAACAUAGACCACUUUGAGAUUCUUUCGGGUUUCUAAACGGUUUAUGACUAAAAUCGCAAUAAAAUUUGUCAGGCUGGCAGCGCAUGUCACCGUCCGAGCUUAUUGUCGGAACCUCCAGUGUCUUCUGUGACUAAAGACGUAAAUAGCUUCAGCACACGUAAUAAAGCACUCCCUGAACAAAAUGAGGCAAAUACAUUUUGGGGUCACGAUCAAUUGAGAGUACACUUCCUAGAAUUGACUCCUUGAGCUUAAAAAACGUUGCCCCUAGCGUUUUUCAGUCAUUUGCUUUGACUCCUUGAAAGGAAGACACCAGUCUAUGAGUUGGCACCUCGAGUUGACGCCUGUCGUUUAUUCAGUCAUUUUCCUUGACUCCCGGUGACAUAAAACAUGGGAAUUGCCUUCCUUUCAGUUUACAAACCUGUUUCAUACUAAAAUCGUGAAAUUUGACGAAUUUAUGUCAAAAAAAGCACUUUGAUGCUAACUGGUUGAUUUGAAGUUUCCUUCUUUAAGGGGCGCAACCUGUGAUAAUGUCCAUUUGAAGCCCCGUCCGCACGUAUCCGGAUACUCUUGAAUCCGCAACUUUUUCUUUCCGGAUACGGCUUCCGUCUACACGUAUCCGGUGAUUCCGGCAUACGAAUCUGCACCGUUUUGAAUCCGCUCUCCAGGGAGGAAAUUUUUGAAUACGCCAUGAAUCCGAAAUCGUGUGGACGCUAAAUCCGGAUAUUUUGUUAUCCGGUGACGUAACAAGAUCGAGCUUAGUUCUUUACCGUGAAUACUGUAAUUAAGAUGUCAACUUCGUUCCCAGGUUCUCUCGAGGCAGAGCAAGGUGCAAAUUCCGCGCGCACUAAGACGCAUGCUCUGUUGCCAAUAUUCCCAGAGGAGUCCUGGGUAGUAGAGUGAAUCGGGAUACGUGUCGGAUACGUGUGGAAGGGCAAAUCCGAUAUUAAUACAGAUACGUCUGGACAUGGAAAUUUUUGAAUCUGGCAAGAAAAAGUUGCGGAUUCAAACAUAUUCGGAUACGUGUGAACGGGUCCUGAGAGACAUUUCACUAACUAUCCUAGAAAUCCAGGCGACAUACUUAAAACCUUGCAUUACAGUUAUAUGCUUACAUGCAUGUAGGUUCGUUUAUUGAUCUAGUGCCUUGAGACAAAUUAAAAUAAGGGGAGCUAAGGGGCACCAAACCUACCCCGGCUAAGGUCAAAGGAGCUGUGUUUGAAAUUUUAAAAAAUUCUAACAGUAGGAAUUGUCCCCAAACUGAGUGAAACAUUAUACACUUAAUGUCAGAUCCUCGAGUCCUGAUGUUUCCCUCGACUUCGUCUCGGGAAACAUCAGGACUCUUGGGAAAACAAAACUAACUGGUUUCCCGAGGGACCUGACAUUAAGUGUUUUGUUAUAUUUCUAGACUUUCACUUCAACAGCAACAAAAGAAUAACCGGAGCGAAUUUUUCUUCUUUUGGGAAAUUUUAAAAAAUUCUAAGGCUUCGUUUUUGUGUUGUUGUGUUCAUUCACGGAAAAACUGGCUGGAUUGUCCCCAAACUUUGAUCACGUGCUGCAAUGUGAAACAUUGAAAUUGAUAAUCGCUCAUAACAUUCAAAAGAAGGUUGAGUGAAAGUCUAGGAAUAUAACAAGAAAUUGAUAAUCGCUCAUAACAUUAAAAGAAGGUAUUAAUAAUAACACGGCAAAUACAAAAGAAGGCACGGAUGGACAAACUUGAAGAAGAUUAAAACGGACUGAACUUGUGGGUUUUUGAAAUCUUGUUAGCGUAACAUUUUUUCAAAGCUCAAUUUUGUUGUUUGUAACAUUUGAUAUAAUGCUCGAAAUGUGAUUUUGACAUUAUGUCAAGAUCCACAGCGGAUAAGGAAGCGUAAUUAGCAAAAUAAUCAAUAUCAACAUGACAGCCGUGAGACAACGCCUUUAAUACAUGACUUACUUAUGAAAUGUCUGUCACACAGCUCACGAGGCAACUCAUCUCAAUGACGAUACACCACCACAGGCAUACCACCAGCCCAUGGAUGACCCAGCCAAAGGACCCCCACAAAAUAUCAACGUGUACAAUAUGGGUAUACGCAAGAUGGCAAAAGACAACAAAGUAACAGCGCAGAUGGACGCACACAAUGUGGCGCUUACCAUGCAAGGACCUGGGAUUAUAUCGGUGGGAGCCACUCAACAGCAAGUUGCACAGGGUGACCCAAAACCCGACCACACCAUCAGUGUGGUCAAAGACACCCCUUCGGAUAAGAGUUACCACGUGAUAAACGUCCAUUCAGGUAAAUAAAGAUAGGGUAGGGGCUAUGGUGAUGUUUGAUGUACAUGCAAACUCGUUUAUUCAUGUUUAGUGAGCUAUUUAAAGCAAGCAAAAGUCUGUUUGAAUUAAACAUACCGGAUCAGUUCACUUAAAGAGUUUAAAUCAGCAUUAAUAAUACAGGGCCUGGUUCCUCAAUAGAUGGUUAAGUUUAACCCAGGAUUAAGCCAAAUUUCAAGCACGGUUUUCUUGUCUAAGAAAAUGCAACUGGAGGUUGCAAAAUACUGGUGAGUCUUUAAUACGAGAUACAGUAAUGAUAACACAAAGUGUUACCCUAAGCAAUCAAUGCAUAGGAAUGUAAAAUACAAAAAAGGAACAAAAUUUCAAUCCUGGAUUAAUGCUAAUCAGCCUUUCAGGAACUGGGCCCCGUAUAUCCUUUAUUCAUUUGGUUGUGACAAAUAAAGGCACAUGGGUGGGGCUUAAAAGAGGGGGUGCUUACUAACUUUCUCUCCCUGAAACGGGUGGGGUUAUUAAACAGCAUUUAGAGGACUUAUGGCAAUCAGGUUAUUUGUCACAAGACACUAUUUUAUGUAAAAGAAUCAGAAUAGGAGUGAGCGGUUGAAACCCACACAAAUUUAACCUUUUUAAAAUCAGUUCAAUGAAUGGUAUCGAGGACUUCUACUGGUUAUACAGUGAUUUAACACAGUGCAGGGUGCAGUCUGUCCUUUAUGGGUUGCACAGGGAAGGCACUGCCCCAGGUUGAGUGCCUCCCCCCCCACCCAGCCCCCAAGGAGACCACGAACCAACAAAAAUUAGGGUAAAUUUUUGUAGCAUACAGACUGCAAAAUAUCAAAUAUAUUUAAAGAAUUACAGUAAAAACCCGCGACUAAGAACCUGGUUUUUAAGAACCUGUUAGGCUUAAAAUUGGCACUUAGGCCCCCUCUAGACAAGAACCUGUUCAGCCUAAAAAUUUAAAACGGGUUCUUAUUUUCAAAAUUUUUUGUACCCUUGGACAAAUAGGAUAAGUCAACAUUCAGGAUCCCCUUUGGAGACAUAAGUGCCUUAUCAUCCCUACUGGGAUGUAUUGGUAUGCAGAUUUUCUGCAAAGAAUAAGCUGAACACCACUAAAUACUCUUAGCUACAAUUUAUUUUUCCUUCAGAAAAUAAGAACCUAUUAAUUUUAAGAACCUAAAUAGCCUAAAUUUGUCCUAAUUACCAGUUAUGUAAGAACCUAUUUAGGCUAACUUGGGAAAAAGCAGGUUCUUAGUUGCGGGUAUUUUCUGUAUGAGGGAAUAGAUAAAACAGUGAAGGAUAGGCAAGGGGAUAAAGGUUAGACGUAAAGCAGUAAUGCUUGUAAUCUUAAUUUGGUUUUGGAAAUAAAGCUGCAGUUUUUUCCUGAAGGUCAUAAACUACCUAUAGUCCUCCCACUGUCAGAGCUACCUUCACCGCAAGCGGCACCAAAACAAGGGAAAUCUGAUCACCAGCAGCCUACCGUGGCUAUGAACAAGGAUCUAUCAAAGAUGUCUAGCAAACAAAAGCCGAAGAUUGCAUUGCAAGAAGGGCAGCAACCGCCCUUGGCGACAAAAGAUCAAAACCAGCAACAUGCUCCAGCAGUUCAUGUGCACAACAAAAUGAUCAAAGAAAAAGCAGACAAGGUGCCAACAAAUCUUGCAAGUAGUGUUCCUGUGGCAGAUCAUAAGCCCAAACGUGAGUGGAUGUUACUAUAAAAGUGAAUAAGGAAUGGGAAAAUGAAAAAUGAGAACAGGUCAGAGAAUGGUUAAUGAAGAUGCUGAUAGGGCUAAGUUCAAGUUAAGUUUGUUCCCAUUUUCCCUUUUUUCUGUCCCUUCCCUGUGCUUGUUCCCUUGUCCCCUUUUCAAUGUGAGUGAAUUUGACACAUUUUAAAAUAAGCUGUGAAUAAAGACAAACUAAAUAGAUGCUGCUACUUGCAAUAGUGCUGCAGUCGGUAAAUAAAGGCUAAUAGAUUUUAUUAAUAAUUAUGGAAACCCCUGAGUUAAUGGGUUUUAAAUGAUUAAACAUGAAAGGCUUCAAUCAAAUUUUCCAAAAUUAUCAACUUGUACUUCUGUCCACCUGUCCAUGAUCUAAUUCAGUUACUGACACCAACGACAUCAUCAUCAUUUAUCCACCCACUAACUCACUAUAAUUAUUAACUAUUUAUCAUUUUUAUCAUCAAUAUUAUCAUUUUAAGUCUGCAGUUUGCAGUUCAACCUCUCUCUACAUUUUGCCCCUGGUCCAAAGUCAGUCUUCUUUUAAAACUGACCAGUUUUGUUGUCUUCAAUAGACUAUUUUACAGUUACAGAACGUGAAAAUGAGGCAGGAGUUGACGUUGUUUUGAUACAAACCUUCCAGCUUUAUUAUUUUAAUUAUGUUGUUCUUAUGCUAACUAGUAUUUUUUAGCAUAAUUUUCAUAAGAAAAGGAAAGAGAUUUGUAUCAAAACAGGGUCAACCGCAGCCUCACAUUUACUCAGAGGCUAGGAGCUAAGCUCAUAACUGUAAAAUGGCUUAUUGCCAGCACCACUAGCUGAAAGCCUAGCAUCCGCACAGCACAAAGGAGAAAGCUUGACCCUCUCAGGGUCUUUACUAAAUUGCAAAAGGGUCACGGUGAUGCCUGCUAAUUGCUUUAAGAACUGGACGGGUAAUCACAGAUAUAUAUGUAUAUAUAAACUAGUUUAGUUUUACUUCAUUGCUUGUUUCACAGGCCCACUGAGAUGAAAACUUAUAAAGUUACUAAGCACUAGGGACAAUAGACCUUGUCACGGUUUUCGAUGCCAUCUUGACAAAUAGGCAAACACUUGAGAAAUUACAGUGUUUGUAUGAGAAUCUAAUGUCGAAUAAUUUCCGUAAAACGGCUGUUUUGAAAAAAAUACGAAUUUUAAACUAAUGCUUCACUCCUAAGGAUUCUACUGGAAAAAAAUGAGGGCGUUACAUGCGCUAGAAGACCUGAAACCACUUUUCAAAAUUUUCUAUACCUUUGUCUGUAAGAAAGUCCCGGGAAAAAUUACAGGCAAAUAUAUGGAAAAUCUAAAGCAAGUCUCUGGAGAAAUUUAAGCACAGGUACGCCCCCUAGAUUUUUUAGUACAAUCCUUUGUUUGGCAGCUUUAGUUUACAAGUCAUAUUCUUUUUAGAACAGCCGUUUUACGGAAAUUGUUCGAGAUUAGAUUCUCAUACAAACACUGUAAUUCUACUAAUCAAGAUGGCGUCGAAAACUGUGACAAGGUCUAUUUACUCUGUCCAUCAAAAUCUUGCGUCUUGGAUAGCGUGAGUUAAACAAUUGAACCCUCCAACUUUCAAAUCAUGCUUGUACAUCACGAAGUUUCCAUCCCCAGGUCAAAUGACGCGCCUCGAAAUUUAUAUAGGGCUGCUUCCCCAAUUAAAUGAUCGAUCACUGAAGGCUGACAGAUCAAUAAUAGUUUGUAACACCCAUGAGGCGUCUUGUGAUGCAAUCAAGCAACAUAUGUAAACAGACUCCAAGCUUCCAAAGUCGAAAAAAGCUUACAAGGUAUCAAAAUUCGCUACAACCAUUUUGAAAUGGACGCCAAAAAGAAUUACCUUAAUGGGCAUGUGCCCAAGGAAAGUCCGCUGACCAAGAGACCGCACCUUUCUAGUCUCCAUUCUCCCCGGUUUUCUAAAUACAUUGCGGCUCACUCUUUAGAGGAACUCACGAUUUAUACACAGAUUGAGAUCAAACCCGCAAAUAUCGACAACUGUUGGUAUUUUCCGCUAUUUUCUUGCAAUGGGCAACGCAACUUUCACAUGCGAGUGUAAACGUGUGCGUGAUGAUAAAAACUAUGUACAGUAAAAAGGAAGACGUGAUACAACUCACUUAGACUCUGAAGAUGACUACCGCACAGGUUGUCGAAACGUCAGUCACUGUCAACAACAACAGUCCUAUUCAGGACUACGUUCACCCGGAACUACUUUCUAAAUGACUCCUUGGUUCAAAUCUUUCACAUUAAUACCUUUAUACAUCUUUACGCAAAAUGGGCAGCUGGCGUUGAGUUUCCUGGGAAACUUUUCGCAGAUUUAAAAAACUUAACAUUUUGGUACUUACGUUUCCUGAUGUGUAUAAAUGACCAAUCCAGACGACGUUUUCUACAGUUUAAAUUUCGACCUAUUGUCUUAUCUGGCCGUAAAUCAGGUGCAAAACUUCUAACGCUGCUGUUGUUCAUUUAGGCUACCUUCUGAUUUCUUUAGUUAAUUUGUUUUCCUAUUUAAUAUUGAUCAUCUUAAAUUGUAAUUAGACUAAGAAACCUCCCUUUGGAGAGUCAGGUGAAAUAAAAAUAUACUGUAACUUAUCACUCACUCACACAUUCACACAUUCACUCACUCACACACUCAGUCACUCAUUUACUCAUACACUCACUCCCUCCGCAUCGCAUCCAUCGAGCUCCGCUCCUUACUUCCCUCCUUCUUAGCUUGCUCGCUUGCUCCCUCCCUUCCUUCCUUCAUUCAGCCCGCCAUUGACUCGUUCAUUUUAUCUAUAUGGAUUCAUUUAUUUUUAUGUCCUUUCAACUUAACAGACGAAGAACAAGUUGUCAAUGGUCACAAGAUUAAAGUUGUCAAUGCAGGCGAGCCUCAAAACGUUUUUAGUAAGGUGGAUUCUAACAAUGUCGCCCUCACGGUUCAUGGGCCUGGGUCGGCAUCCGUGACGUCAAACGUUAAAGGGGGAGGCACCCAAACUGUCAUUUUCGAUCCCAGGCCAUACGAUCCAUGUCCUGGGGUUAAAUGCCCGAACGAAAACGGAGGCAAGGGAGCUAAGAAAUGAAUCCCUAUGUAGUUGACGUAAGUUAGCCCUGUUUUUCCAUUUUACUCUGGAACUGAAAAAUGAGAUAGAAAAGACAAACGUUGAUGAUGAUGAUGAUGAUUAUAAAUAAAUAAACUACUGACAUUAUCACUAUACUCUAAUAUUAAAUGAAACAACUUAACAAAGUCUGUAUUAUAAAAGUAUGCAUUUAAAGUAUAUUUAGUGGAAACAUAGACCUCGGGAUAGACUUGUAAGAGGUCACUUGCUCUUUUCUCGUCUCGAGGGGGUGAAAAUCACGUACGUAAUCUGAAGGUCUGGCGAGAGGAAACAGCUGCGUAAAAUUAGUUUAAACAUUUUUAGGGCAUGUUAAUAGAGCGUUUUCAGCAGCUGUGCAAAUUUAUUGGAACAAAAGAAACUUUUCGCAAAGUAGAAAAAAGGUUAAACUCACACAAGGCUGGCUUAGAACACCAACAUGGCCGAAAGACCUUAGAUAGCAAUGACCUACCUAAGCCAGGUAGUGGCGUCCAGCGGUUUUAGUGAAAAGAGGGGCUUGGAUGGAGUGCUCAGUCUAGUGGGCUCAUAAAACCUGCUCUCGGUCAUUCGUAUUGAAGGAAGAUUUUCAACAUGGUCACCGUUUUAUUGUUUUGGGGUACCAAUAUGGCGGACGUGACGUCAUGGGAAAUCGCUUUUUACCUGAGCGAUUUCUCGCGCGCUGAUUGGUCGAGAACUGUGGUCAAUAAGAGUGUUGGCCGUGGAAAUGACGUGAUGGUGGCGCCAUUCGUUUUUCUCCUUCAACGGAGAUAGACGUGAAAAACUGCCAAUGUUACUGUAAAUAACAAAUCGACAAUAAUUUUCUAUGGUCUGUACUCUUAUCUACCGUAGAAUUGACGUCAAAAUGUUCAAAAUUUUGCAUUUAAACCGCUCGCCUACGGCUCAUAGUUCCACUUGAGUUUUGAACAUUUUGACAUCAUUUCUUUGGUCGAUACGAGUACAGACCAUGGAAUAUUGUUUUCCAUUUGUUAUCUAAGCCUACGGAUCGAACGCUAAUGAAAUGCACGAUCGUUGUGAUAGUCAGCACGAAGUGUCCUUAUGAACCGUCAAAAGUUUACCAAAAUACUUAUAAUUUGGUCACGAUCAAUAAUGAAGUAAUAUGAUAAUGACAAACAACCUAGUCAAAUAUGAAGAACUUUCAAGUAAAACAAAACCUGCGCCUCAGACCUGUAGUACUACCCAGAAUGUUUAAAAUCUUCUGACCAAAUUAAAAUCAAUCCCACCUUUCUCAUUCACAAUUAAAAAUUCAGAAAACAUGUUAUCUGACUUAUUGAGGUUAGUGAAGCUGUUUUAACAUCGACGCUAAAGAAUCCUGUAAUAAACUAGCCAUCAUUUUUGGAUUGAGUCUAAUAAGCUCAAUCACGUUUCUGAUAGGGCGGAAAUUUCUGCACCUCUGUCCGCAUAAGAUUUCCGAUCUUUCUUAUCGUUUCUGUUUUUCUCAACAGAUUCUAGACCACUUCAGCGAGAAAUCGUGUGAGGACGACAUUCAGAUGUAAAUAAACAGGAUUCACACUGAUCACCUGUUCGUAUAUAUUAUGAUUUACGAAAGAAAUAGGAAAGCCAUGGUCGUGGCUGAAAUUUUCUUUGUGCAUGUUAAGGCAUUACAUUUUGUAGGAUACUUAGGAAUACCGACGGCUAUUAGCCUUUUCAAUAAUUUAUCCGGUUUCUAUCCACAAAUGGGUCGCAAAAAUGUAAAAACUGAGGAGUAAAUCUGGGGCAAAGAAGGUUACCAUUAAAGACGGCGCUGUAAAUAAGGAGGCAAAUGUGACAUUUACCAUCUUUGCCCCAGAUUCACUCCUCCGUUUUUAGAUGUUUGCAUCAUAUUUGCGAAUAGCAGAUUUGUGCAAAUCCGUUUUUCGUCUAGUGGGUGCCGCAAAGCUACCACACCCGAAAUUACAUUUAAGGAAGAUCCCAGUAAAAAUAUAUUUAAUUAUGUAAUGCUAUUUUGUGAAAUGUAUGAGCUAGAUGUGCACUAAAGACGAAAGUACUACGAAGCAGCUUUCAUUCUAUUGGUCAUAACGUAGGAUUUCAUGCAAAGCUAAGACCCAAAGAGUAGGAAUUACACGGUUUAAUUUAUUGUAGUUAGGAAAGUGCCUAUAGUGGCUUUCCCUUGAACGACCAAAAUGUAGGUAGGUCGGCCAAAAAAACACAUGCAUUACAUACUCGACCCGAGAUGAACUUUGUUCACAACCGUUUUUAAGCCACACUAUCAACAUAAAAAUUAUACAGACUCUGAUUUACAUGUCCUUUUCAAGGAAUUGGUUGAGAGAAUUUGAUAAAAAGGUCAAAUCAAUUUUUUUCCUUUGGUGAGUCACAGUAUGAUCUUUAUGAUGCAUGGAAGUUGUUAGAGGCAAGACCAUAAACGUUGGCCACUCUUAUCAGACUUUUGCGUCAACCGAUGGGUGUGAAGAAAAACAGAGCUCAGAAAUCAUCUCCAUCUGGACCGGGUCAGGUUGAAAGCAGAGUUAAACUGACCCGGGGCCAGUGCCAAACUCUAAUUCAGGUAUGAACGCAUUUAAGAGCAAAUACAUCUUAAUUCUUUUUGUCUUCAAUUUUAUGAUUGGACGCUCUAAAGAGAAGA
This is a messenger RNA of Porites lobata, 11006 nucleotides long. NCBI's taxonomy places the organism in Eukaryota, Metazoa, Cnidaria, Anthozoa, Scleractinia, Poritidae. The record is from the annotation of a GenBank genome assembly.